Molecule: messenger RNA, 1500 nt
Organism: Neoarthrinium moseri
Lineage: Eukaryota; Fungi; Ascomycota; Sordariomycetes; Amphisphaeriales; Apiosporaceae
Exons: 4
Coding region: 1-1500 (499 amino acids)
Biological process (GO): intracellular transport
Cellular component (GO): nuclear pore; cytoplasm
Molecular function (GO): GTPase activator activity
Source: RefSeq, a predicted model, not a curated record
AUGGCAGACAAAGCCGCCACCGCCGCCGCCGCCGCCGCCGCCAGCGACAACAAGCGCAGCCCUUCGCCCGGACGCAUAAAGCCCCCAGCGGAAGAUCCCGACACCGCUGCCGCCCGCAAGGAGUUCGACAACACCGCCAUCUCGGAAAAGCAGUCCGCCGCCGCCGCCGCCGCCGCCAUGUCUGCCUCUGACCAGCCCGCCGCGGCCAAGAAGGCCACCCCCGAGCUCGAGAUCCCCGACAACAAGAACGACCUGAUGAAGGAGCAGAUCUCGUCCCCCAAGAAGAAGCGCGCCCACGACGAGCUGGAUCAGAACAAGGACCCCCACCAGGAUCCCAACGGCGACGUCUCGCCCAUUGCCGCCAACGGCACCGCCUCCACCGGCCGCAACAACCGCUCAGAGCCCGAGAAGAAGCGCCACCGUGACAUCUCGAGUGAGACCAAGCCUACCGACAACCAAACCACUGAGACUGGCCAAGCCAAGGAUUCUUCGGCCUCCAAGGAUACCACGGCAGAGGCCAAGGCAGAUAAACCGUCCGCCGACAAGUCUGCGCCGGCGCCUACCUCCGCCUUCGGCAGUUCCGGCCUGGCAAGCUUCGCGACCUCCUCGUCACCCUUCCUCCAAGCUGCCGGGUCCAAGCCCCUCACCUCCUUUGCCAGCGCCUCGGGCUCGGCCUCACCCUUCGGCGCUGCAGCCUCGACCAAGUCAGAUACCCCGUCUCUCUUUGGCAGUGGCAGUUCGACCAACGGCGCAUCCCCUUUUGGUUCCGUCGGAGGCGCCUCGGCCAAGCCCUUCGGAGGGAGCGUCUUUGGCACUGGUUUUGGCGGUGGCCUAGGGAGCAGCAAGCUGACCUCGUUUGCCAAGCCUGGCGAGACUUUUAAGAGUAGCAAGCCGGCCAAGGCCUUCGGGGCACCCGACAGCGACCCGGAACCGGACGAAGAAGACAACGCAGACGAGGCCGACAGCAAUGCCGGUGCCGAGGAAGAGAAGCAGGAAAAGGAAGAGAAGGACGCCGAGGGAGACAAGAAGAGGACCAAGCUCCAAAGAGUGGCUGUGGACGAUGGCGAAGCUGGCGAGGCUACUGUCCUCCAGAUGCGUGCAAAGAUCUUCUAUCUCGAUAAGACUGUCGACCCCAUGGCUUGGAAGGAGCGCGGUGCCGGCGUCCUCAAGAUCAACGUGCCCCAGCAGUGCAUCGAUGUCGAUGACGACGGUCUUGUCAUCCCCGGAAGCUUCGAUGCCUCGAGUCUGGAGGAUGGGGAUGUGAAGACGGUUCGACUCAUCAUGCGCCAGGAUUCGACGCACCGUCUCAUUCUCAACACGACUCUCAUCCCCGCCAUGACCUUCCAGGAGAAGCCCAUGAACAAGACCGUUUGUGUUCUUUUCACCGCUAUUGAAGGUGAAGGCCAGGCCAACAGUAUCCAGCUCAAGCUUAACCCCACAAACGCCAAGACUUUUGUCAACGAGGUUGGAAAGAUCCAGCGCGAGCUUCAGUCGAGCUAG